AUGUUACAACCACAACACGUCAUCGAAAUUAGUGGCGACGACGACGACGACGACGACGACGCGCCUGAGAUCGAAGAAAGUGAAUGGAAGAAGAAGCUGUUCGCGUCCGUGAAUGCCAUCCAGGCAGAACCUAAACUUGUAUCCUUCAAAAGCUACCAGGAGUUCGUCAACCCAGGUCUCAAGAUUGGAGGGCAGCAAAUAAUACCGCUACCUCUAACAGAUCACUAUACCGAUAUCAUCAAAGAGCUGAGCCACUCGGUUCAGGGUAUUGACAACAAGGCCCAGAACGUCUGGGAGCUUGACCAUGCGCAAUUCGACUUGCGAGAGCCAUAG
This is a messenger RNA of Fusarium verticillioides 7600, 333 nucleotides long. RefSeq lists its product as hypothetical. The record is from RefSeq and is a predicted model, not a curated record. Bases 1 to 333 code for a protein of 110 amino acids. The transcript has a single exon. NCBI's taxonomy places the organism in Eukaryota, Fungi, Ascomycota, Sordariomycetes, Hypocreales, Nectriaceae.